AUGCUUUUCAAGAGACACUGGGAGAAUUGGUUAGUAGUGCAGCACGUCAAGUCACCUGUUGAAUUGGUUUUUAAAGGACCGAAUGCGAUACCACCCAUUUCUUUGUCAACCCUGAUAGACAGGUAUGUGCCAGAGUUCUCGGAUGGUGCCAGGGAUAAACUCAGUGCAUUACUAUUUAAUGGUCACUUACAAACAUCUUUUACAGCAUUGAAGCAUUUUGAAAACAUUGAUCAAAUUAACUAUAAAAGACUGAUAGUACAGUAUCCCGACAAGGGAGAGGGUGCUAUUGAUAUCGCGGUAGCUAUUCAUACCCCCUCCACGUAUGUUCCUCCAAACCAAGCCCCAUUUGUGCCACCAUUAGAUGCUCAUUAUUCAUAUUUUGAGUCCGAAGACCUCAGUUUACCUUCACUGGAUGAUAAACCAAUGCUAAUUGCGAUACAUGGGUUAACUGGUGGAUCUCAUGAAAGUUAUGUACGAACAAUAGUUCAUAAAUUAACGACUCUCCAUGGGUUUGAAGCGUGCGUGAUAAAUUCCAGAGGUUGCUGUCAAUCCAAAAUUACAACACCCCAACUAUACAACGGUGGCUGGACCAACGAUGUUAGACAUUGUGUCAAAGAAUUGAGGUCUUUGUUCCCAAAUAGAAAGUUUUACAUGAUGGGCUUUUCAUUAGGUGCUUCAAUAUUAACUAAUUACAUAGGUGAAGAAGGUGCACGCUCCGAUAUUGAAUGCUGCAUUGUGUUGGGAAAUCCGUGGGACCUACUUAGAUCAUCCUAUUUCAUAAACGCUUCAACUUUUGGGUCGAAAAUAUAUUCUCCUACCAUGGCCAAUAAUUUAUGUAAACUUGCCGUUCGACACUCUUACGCUUUGAAAGACUGCCCACUGUGGGAAGAUAAGUUUCAACAAAAAAUAAAAGCUGUUCGAACGAUCAAACAAUUUGAUGACACAUUUACGGGACCGAUGUUUGGAUAUAAGGAUGCGUUCGAAUACUACGGAAAUGCCUCCUCGUUUAAAAGAAUUGAAGGAAUAAGAACCCCAUUUUUAGCAAUCAAUGCUAUAGAUGAUCCAGUUGUAGGCGGCCAAGAACUACCAGAUGCUGAAUUUCGUGAAAAUCCAUAUACAUUGAUGCUGAAAACAAAUAUAGGGGGACAUAUUGCAUGGUUGAAGAACAAAAAUGGCAUGAGAUGGUAUGCAGACCCAAUAUGUAAAUUUCUCAGAGCUUUUCAUACUGAAAUUACUUUAAAAAAAAUGAAACCAUGUCUCGAUUCUAAAGACUUGCCCAAAAUUCAAUAUGGUCCCGUGAAAACCAGUAUCCUAGAGUGGUCUGUAAAUAAAUAA
This is a messenger RNA of Kazachstania africana CBS 2517, 1335 nucleotides long. RefSeq names its product putative carboxylic ester hydrolase (gene MGL2). NCBI's taxonomy places the organism in Eukaryota, Fungi, Ascomycota, Saccharomycetes, Saccharomycetales, Saccharomycetaceae. Gene Ontology annotation, biological process: medium-chain fatty acid biosynthetic process; medium-chain fatty acid catabolic process. The record is from RefSeq and is a predicted model, not a curated record. The transcript has a single exon. Gene Ontology annotation, molecular function: acetylesterase activity; monoacylglycerol lipase activity. Bases 1 to 1335 code for a protein of 444 amino acids.